Trichogramma pretiosum is the source of this 2455-nucleotide messenger RNA. RefSeq lists its product as uncharacterized. The record is from RefSeq and is a predicted model, not a curated record. The transcript has 12 exons. The coding region runs from base 60 to 2396 and encodes 778 amino acids. NCBI's taxonomy places the organism in Eukaryota, Metazoa, Arthropoda, Insecta, Hymenoptera, Trichogrammatidae.
CAGCUAUCUUUUUCUCGACUUCAACCGUUGUCUUUAUCGAAUCACGCAAUGAAGAAAAAAUGCAUAACGGAUGUGACAAAUUCAAUACACCGAAUCGUCUUAUUUUGUUUGAUUAUUUAAAAUUAGUUAAAACCAACGAUCAAGGACAUCAAAAAUCAUCAGUGAUGGAGGUAAACACAGGAACCGAACGGAUUAAAAACAAGGGUGAACCGAUGAACGUAGAUGACGUAAACAAAGCAAAUAUCGAUAUGGAGAUAUCCGAUUCAGAUUCAAGUAUAAAACUUAGACUCAGUUCUUCAACCGAUCAGGUGACUGAGUCUGAUUCGGAAGAUAAUUCCAGUGAGAUUAUUCCCUGUUUUAAACAGGACAUUAAGGAUCCAGCAAAGACAAUAGUUCAACAUCAAGUCAAAGGGAAUGAGGCAAAAAUUGUUGUCAUCUUGGAGAACGGAGAACAGAGGCUCAUUUCAUUUGGGGUGCCUGAGGAUGAUUGCACAGUUGCUGAUUUAUUGGAACAAGCAAAUAUACAGGCUUCCCAAGAGCCCCGUGUUUCGUUGGUAUCAGAUCCAACUCUACACAUAAACUACAUUGUUGAUGUCACGGCAAAGACGAAUUAUGAUGAAAGUGAUAGAGAAUCCUCCAUCGAGUCUGGAAGCCUAGUCAAAAGUGGUAGAACUGCUUUGUUAACGGGUUCAACAGGCUCAAAUGCAAAGGUUGCAAAAUACAUCAAAGGUAUGCUGGCAGUUUGUCCAUUCUGUGGAAUGAGUGCAUCAGACUUUAAUUAUUGUAUGAGAUGUAAAAGAAAACUACCUGAUGAUAUAAAGUCAAUACCUAUAUCUACGGGUACUAUGACAAAAAGAGAUAACUCAUCGUCUGAUCAUUCAAGAAACAAGAUUCAGAAUUUCUAUUCAUCAUUUGUCAAGAAACAAGAUUCUAGAUCGUUACAAAGGGCAGAAACCAUUUCUAAAAGAAGUAGAAAAGGAUGGGUCACUGAUAAACAAAAGGAUAAAAUGAAAAAAUUCCAUAAUAAUUCCAUUGAAAUGUCUAAAGUUGAAGUUCCUGAGUCUAAAGAAAAAGUAAAGAUGAUCAACGACGUGAAGUCUGAAAUCCCAAAUAAUUUAAAAUCAAAUUUCUGUGUAGGAUUCGAUGGGCAAGUUUCAGGUAGAGGUAGAGACACUGACCCAGUUAUACCACCUACUACCAAUUUGUUAGUUACUCUUAAAUGUCGUACUGUGAUAAUUGGAUCUUACAAAUUUUUUCCAGACUGUGAAAUUACAAUAACUUCAGAUAUUUUGCUAAUCCAAGUACCUUCAUUGGAAGAUGAGAGAAAAUCCAUAUCAUUAAAAAUUAAAUAUGGAGAAAUGUUGGCACUUUUAAUACAUUUUUCCAAGUCUAUGCCAGUUCUAUUUUUUUACACAAACAUACCGACUGGUUCGAGAAUAAGAGAUAUAUUAGGUAUGCAGGAUCCCAAGGGACCAUAUUAUGAUCCAGCUAGUAAAGAUCAAACACAUAAACGAAUUACAUUACUUCCUGAAAGAAUUACGGAUGAUGCGAAGUUAACACUGAAAGAAAUAUUUAGGCCCAUUAUGAGUGAAUUAAAUGGGAAAGAAGCUAAUGAUAUUCUUGUAAAAGCUUCUCCUAGAGCAGUCCAAGUUCCAGCUCCAUCUCUAGUUAAAAAACCUCGCAGAUCAACAAGAACAAAAAAAAUGAAAUGUUCAACUUGUGACAAAGAAAAAAAUAAGAAAAAGAAAAAAUCCCAUAAUAAUUUUAUUCAAAUGUUUAAAGUUCAAGUUCUUGAACCAAAAGAAAAAGCAGCGACAAUCAAUGAGAAGGAACCUGUAAUCACAAAUACUUUAAAAUCAAACUUGCCUGUGGAUUUCGAUAUCCCAGUUUCAGCUAUUUUACUUAUAGGCACAAGUAAUGGUAAAGACGCUGACACAGUUAUACCAACCACUGUCAAUUUGUUAGUUACAAUCAAAUGUAAUACAGUGAGAAUAGGAUCUUAUAGAUUCAUUCCAGACAGUGAAGUUACCAUAACUUCAGAUUAUUUACUAUUAAAAGUACCUUUACUCCAAGAUGAGACACACUCCAUAUCAUUAAAAAUUCAUUAUGAAGAAAUGUUAGCUCUUUCAAUAAAUUUUUCAAAGUCUAUGCCAGUUUUAUUUUUGGACACAAAUUUGUCAACUGGACUGAGAAUAAGAGAUUUAUUAGGUAUGCAGAAUCCCAAAGGUCCAUAUUUUGAUCCAGCUAGUAAAGAUCAAACACAUAAACGAAUUACAAUUCUUCCUGAAAAAAUUACAGACAAAGUGGAAUUAAUGCUGAAAGAAAUAUUUAAACCUAUUAUGAAUGAAUUAAGUUGGGAACAAGCCACAAACAUUCUUUUUCAAGCGGUCUUGUGAUACAAAUAUUUUUCUUUAUUUUGACUACUUUUUCUUUGAUUAUUGUUAAGGUAUGAGAA